Messenger RNA from Pteropus alecto (black flying fox), 3758 nucleotides. RefSeq names its product pleckstrin homology and coiled-coil domain containing D1 (gene PLEKHD1). The coding region runs from base 222 to 1742 and encodes 506 amino acids. The record is from RefSeq and is a predicted model, not a curated record. The transcript is spliced from 13 exons. Lineage: Eukaryota; Metazoa; Chordata; Mammalia; Chiroptera; Pteropodidae.
CCGCAGGCUGCGCGCCCCGCACCCCCUCGGCGCUGCGCUCUGGGCCCGCGCGCUUUAAUGCAGCAGCUCCAGACACCGCCGCUCCGCGUCUCCACUGGCUGGGACUCGCCCCGACGGCGCCCGCAGCCGUCUGUCGCUCUCCCGCCCUCGCCCGGAGCUUCGCGUCCUUGCCUGCCGGCGGAGUGGGUGGGCCCGGCCAGAAGCAGCCCCACUGUGGCAGGAUGUUCACGUCCAAGUCCAACUCGGUGUCGCCCUCGCCGUCCCUGGAGCAGGCUGAUUCGGACGCGCUGGAUAUCAGCACCAAAGUGCAGCUCUACGGUGUGCUGUGGAAACGACCCUUUGGGCGGCCAUCCGCCAAGUGGUCCCGGCGGUUUUUCAUCAUCAAAGAGAGCUUUCUUCUUUACUACUCUGAGAGUGAAAAAAAGAGCUUUGAAACCAAUAAAUACUUCAAUAUACAUCCUAAGGGCGUCAUCCCUCUGGGGGGCUGCCUGGUGGAGGCCAAGGAAGAGCCCAGCAUGCCCUACGCCAUGAAAAUCUCCCACCAGGACUUCCAUGGGAACAUCUUGCUGGCGGCAGAGUCCGAGUUUGAGCAGACACAGUGGCUGGAGAUGCUGCAGGAGUCAGGGAAGGUGACUUGGAAGAAUGCCCAACUGGGAGAAGCCAUGAUCAAAAGCCUGGAGGCCCAGGGUCUGCAAUUGGCUAAGGAGAAGCAGGAGUAUUUAGACAAACUGAUGGAGGAGACGGAAGAACUCUGCCUGCAGAGGGAGCAGAGAGAGGAACUUGAGCGCCUUAACCAGGUGCUGGAGGCUGAGAAGCAACAGUUUGAGGAGGUGGUGCAGGAACUGAGAAUGGAGCAGGAGCAGAUCAAGAGGGAGCUAGAACUGACUGCAAGAUGCCUCAAAGGCGUGGAGCAAGAGAAAAAGGAGCUGAGACAUCUCACAGAGUCCUUGCAGCAGACACUGGAGGAACUCUCCAUAGAGAAGAAGAAAACCUUGGAAAUGCUGGAGGAGAAUGAGAACCAACUACAGACACUGGCCAAUCAGAGUGAGCAGCCCCCUCCCAGCGGGGGUCUCCAUAGCAACCUAAGGCAGAUUGAAGAGAAGAUGCAGCAGCUCUUGGAGGAGAAGCUGCUGGCAGAGAAGCGGAUGAAGGAGAACGAGGAACGCUCGCGGGCCCUGGAGGAGGAGCGUGAGUUUUACUCGAGUCAGUCCCAGGCGCUGCAGAACUCGCUGCAGGAGCUGACGGCACAGAAGCAGCAGGCUGAGCAGGAGCUCAAGGCUGAGGUGAAGGUCCGCAUGGACCUGGAAAGGCGUCUGCGGGAAGCAGAAGGGGCCUUGCGGAGCCUGGAACAAGGGCUCAACUCCAAGAUUCGGAACAAGGAGAAGGAGGAGAGGAUGCGGGCUGACGUGAGCCAUCUGAAAAGGUUCUUCGAGGAAUGCAUCCGGAACGCGGAGCUGGAGGCCAAGAUGCCGGUCAUCAUGAAGAACUCCGUGUACAUCCACAAGGCGGCCACUCGCCGCAUCAAGAGCUGCCGCUUCCACCGGCGCCGGUCCAGCACCUCCUGGAAUGACAUGAAGCCGUCCCAGUCCUUCAUGACCUCCCAGCUGGAAGCCAACAACAUGGAGGAGCUGAAGGAGGUGGCCAAGCGGCUGAGCCGAGACCAGCGCUUCCGGGAAUCCAUCUACCACAUCAUGGUGACUCAGCCUGGACCAUCCUCAGCGCUUCCCCGAGGUGGAAAGUGAUGGGCUUUCCUUUCUGUCUCCCAAGUCUUCCCUGAGUGGGGGCUGGGAAGAGAUGGCAGGGCGAGGCUCACUCUACCUGGCUUCUAUCAGCUCUCCUGUGGGCCAGAGCUCCACCUGGGGCCCACAAAGGACAGGGAUGCUACCUCCCUCACCCCCAUCGCAGACCCUACCCUUGGGUCUAUACCAGGCCUGUGCAGGCCCUAGCUGGGUGCUGCCUGGUUGUCAUGGUGAGGCCAGGAAGGGACCUGGUUGCAUGUGGAGACUUUUUUUUUGGUUGGGGAAUGAGGUGGGCAGGGCCCACAGCCUUCUCCCUUGCCCACUCUACCUCUCUGAGACCCCGCCACCCUUCUGGUCCUCAUGUGUGAAAGGCUUCCCUCCCCACCUUGACUCUUGCUUCCUCCAAGAGCUCCCUAACCCUCUCUUUGCUCCAGAGAACCAUAGACAUCCCCCAGUCAAGGGCCCUAGCACAGCAGCUCUGGGUCCUCAGCACACUACACCGCCACAGUGCCACCUUUCUUGUCUCUGGCUGUGGGACCACCAGCUCACUCCCCUCCUCAGGUGAGCUUACCCGCUUGCAGUCUCAGUACCCUAUGAAGGUGAUACAACAUAUACCCCCACACCCCUGCAUCCUUCCUGCAUAUGUAUGUACCUAGGGCUGGGAGCUGGGUCAGCAGUGGUGCUGAGAGGUCUCCCAGAAAAUGAAUAGCAAGUCAGGGAGUGGAAGAAGGUGGCCCCGGCUACUGCGUUAUCUUCUCCGGAUAGACAGGGAGGCAGCUCCCUCUGGCUGCUGUGGCCUUGCUGGUCGUGGGAUCAUAGACAUCUUUCUCCCAGCUGCCCCUGCUUCAGCCCCCUAGCUGCCUCCUCUCCCUGCAGAAGCUUUACUCAGUGAAGUAAUGUGACCAUGAACCCUGGAAGAUGAGGGCCUGGGCCUGUAAAAUGGCCAAUAGCCCUUGGUUGGCCCCAUUUUAUCAGGGGUGAAGCCGAAACACCUAUCUUCAGCUUUCGUGAAAGAUCUCCGCCCUCCAUGGGGCUGAGGGCUGUGGAGUGUGUCCUUCACCCACGGACAGUCUGCUCAGCUCUUCUCCCUCUAGGCCCACCUUCCGAGGCUGCCUGAGUCUGUUGUUCUCUCCAGAAAGGGGGUCUACUUGGGGAUCAGGGUGCUCAGGGACACUGGUGGUAUUAAAGGUGCUGAUUCUCUGCUGCUUGGAAAACUGAGUGAAAAGCCCAGUCUGAGAGAUGGACAGAUGGCUGCAGGGUAAGUUGUGGCAGAGGCGCAGGUGUCUGGGGACUUGCGUGAGACUAGACCGUGGGAAGAGGAGUGUUACUGGCUCAAAAUUCAUGUAGGUAGGCUUCACUGCUCUGUGCUCAAACCUGCCUGGUGAAACUAAUUGCCAGGGUCCCUCCUCAUUGGUGGGUGGACCUUGAUGGCUUUCGCCAGUCUUCCUGGAGUCUAGGUAGGGACAGGAGUGGAGGUGCUUCAGAAUCAAUGCAUCUGAAAGGGGCGAGUCUAAAUGUAAAAUUGUUACGCAUGUAGAACCCUGCAUCAACCUGGAACUCACUUACCUAAUGUGUAUGUAGGGUGGACUUUAACAUGAGGGGAAAGAUUUAUAAAACCAAGAUUACCGUUUUAUUUUUUUGUUUCUUUGUUUUUAAAGCAUUAGAUUAAUAAUGGUUCGCUCUUGGAGAAAGAUCUUUCGGAAAUUUUCAAAUGCAUUUUUUUUUUUCUGGGCAAGCUAUUAACCAGAAAGAAAAGUGCUUUUCCAUGCACAUUCACCAAACCCUAGUUCAUUUUCUCCUGUUUCACCGUAUACUUACCAUGCCUCAGGCAAGUCUGGGUUAUCUUCAACCAACUGGUCAAUUCAUAAGUAUUUAUUUGUUAAAAACUCAUUAUGUACCCAUCCCUGUAAAUAGAUAAAAGAGCAAAAUCCCUAUGUGAAAAUAUGUAAAGGUGGAAAUUGCUUACUGAUUUUUUAAAACAAAACAAAACAAAACCCUUAUUCCUUGGCCAAUUAAAUA